This is a messenger RNA of Aplysia californica (California sea hare), 3390 nucleotides long. RefSeq lists its product as uncharacterized. Gene Ontology annotation, molecular function: NAD+ kinase activity. The record is from RefSeq and is a predicted model, not a curated record. NCBI's taxonomy places the organism in Eukaryota, Metazoa, Mollusca, Gastropoda, Aplysiida, Aplysiidae. Gene Ontology annotation, biological process: NADP+ biosynthetic process; NAD+ metabolic process.
GCCCCCGCUGCCUGACCUUGCCCCGUGUGUCUGACGAUGCUAGCCAUGUGGCGAAGUGGACAGAUAGGGACCGGGUUCGCGCCUCUCCGCCCGGACCCGCACCCAAUGGACACUUGUAGUCAGUCUCUGACCAACUCUCGUGGCCGCCAGGGGGCGUCUUUGUGCCCACUGGACACUGCCAACAACAAUGACAUAACCGCUGGAGAUGAGCUAGAAGGACAUUGUGGUGGUGCGUGGUGCUGUCAGCAUUGUCGGCGCGUGCAUAGCAACGGCGUCCAUAUUAACAGUGUCCAUAGCAGCGGCAUCCAUAGCAACGGCAUCCAUAGUAACGGCGCUGCCGCGGGACGACCGGGUGUUGUGGGCGGAGAUUUUCCCAGCAGCGACAACCCCUCGACACUCUCGCGUGAGGACUGCUGUGACGUCACUCUGUCUUCUGUGAACGGCAGAGCGGAAAGUUCCCACGGAAGCAGUUGUGACGUCACAGAUGGUGUGCAACGUUUCCUUGACAAGGACUCUGAAUGUGUUCAUGACGUGUCGGGACUUUCGUCUGUCUCUGACCCCAGCCAUGCUGGUAACGGUCUCUUUUCCCAAUCUCACUCCGUGUCGGCGCGACCAGACGAUUCAGAGGCCUUGGAUUCCCCAACUGGCACUGGGAAUUCCCCUUUGGAUACCGGGAAUUCCAUUAUUGGGACUGGGGAUUCCUCCUUUAACUGCCUUGCUGUGAACGGUGCAGAGAACAAGGAGAGUAGUUGUGCUGGUGAUGGAUCUUGUAGUUCGGGUUUUCCCGACAGUUUGGUGGAUGAUUCUUCUACUAUCCGGUAUGUGGAGAGCUGUGGAGGUGCUCGUAUUCCCGACAACAGCAACUACCACAACAACAGCAACAGCAACAGCUACAACGACAACGACAACGACAACGAUGAUGAUGAAGUUCGAGUGGGCGACUCCCAAGUCCGACCGUCUCUGAGGCGCGCCGUCAGCGUAGUUGACAGCAGCAGGUCAUCCGUGGUGACGUCAUGCGUCCAGACGUCUCCUGACGUGAGGUCACGUGAUUCUCGAGCUGUGACCCGCCGGGCCAGUUUCCCGCGCGCCCUGCCCACCAUCGCCGAGGCAGGCCUGUGUCGCUGUGAGCGGUGUGUGGCUGGGGACUUGUGCUGUGCUGCUGCUGCUGCUGCUACUGCUGCUGGUGCUGUUGUAGAUGGUGGUGGUGGUGGGUGUGGCAGGGAGCCUCGCCUCGUCGAUGUGGGAGCUGCCACCAGGAGGAAACAGUCUUUGCCCUCACUUACCUCGUCUUCUUCCACCUCUUCUUCCUCCUCCUCCUCCUCCCCCAUCUCGUCUUCUUCCACCUUUUCUUCCUCCUCCUCCUCCCCCAGUUCUUCCUCAUGCUCAGCUUGCUCCGCCUCCUUCUCCUCAUUGCCUUCCCCUUUCUCCGCAUCUCCCUCCACUUCUUCCUUUGCUGCGUCCUCCUCCUCCUCGUUCUCAGUGUUGCCUUCAGAAACCACGCCCACAUCGCCAUCAAAUCGUGAUCUCAAGGAGGAAAAUUCUCACAUCGUAGAUAAUGAUAGCACACAACUUUGUCAAUCCAGAGUUGUGGAUGACGAUGGCGGUGGUUGUGAUGAUGAUGGCGGUGACGAUAAUGAUGAUUCUGGACUCCAGGUCGGUUGUGAAUCAAAGCCUAAAGGGGACACCUGCCAAUGCAAACACAAAGAUCUUCCAACUUCAAACGUUUCCGAGUUGUCCAGUAACAACAAGUGCCUUAUGACUCCGCCCACUCCCUCACCAAGCCCCGCCCACUUGCUGUGUCAUGGAGACCUGCCAAAUCACGUGACUCCAGACCACGCGAUGUCUGCCUGCUCCCAUAAUGCUACCUCUGCCGACGCACAAACUGUCUCCGCCUCGGACGCGAUGCUCUCGGAAGAUGACAGUCGCCCCGCCCCUACAUGUGACAGUCGCCCCGCCCCUGCAUGUGACAGUCGAUCCGCCCCUACAUAUGACUGUUGCCCCGCCCCUCCGCCCUCCUCUGCUCCCUCCCUUAACCACGCCUCCUCUCCGCCCCGGCCCCAGCGGUCCCGCGACCUGGAGCUGACCCAGCUGUCUUGUGCUGACCACCCCGAGGGGCGUGUCCUGUCUGGGAGGGGCGGGGCCGGGAGGCGGGCCUCGCAUGGAGAUCUGGUGUGGCUGAGACAUGUCAAGUCUUUCUCCUGUAACUACAUGACCAUCCCCGACCCCAGCAACCAGCGCCUCAACUGGACCAAGCCUCCCCUGUCCGUCCUCAUCAUCCGCAAACACCUGGACGAGUCGGUGCUGUCUCCCUUCAGAGACCUGGUGGUAUGGCUGGUCGAGGAGUAGAUGACCUAACGGACAAGGUGGACUUCAUCAUUUGUCUGGGCGGUGACGGAACGCUGCUCUACGCUUCGUCGCUGUUCCAGGGCAGCGUGCCUCCCGUGAUGGCCUUCAACAUGGGCUCCCUCGGGUUCCUCACGCCCUUCCAGUUCUACGAGGACUUCAAGAUGGAGGUCAACCGGGUCAUGAAAGGUUCGGCGUCACUGCUGCUGCGGUACCGCCUGAAGUGUGUGGUGGUGAGGCACGAUCCCAACCACGACGACGAAAACAUCCCCCACGUGAAAAACAUACAGAAGGAACACGGCUCUCUCAAGACGCACAAACUGGUGCUCAACGAAGUCGUGGUUGAUCGUGGACCAUCCUCCUACCUGAGUAACCUUGACCUGUACAUCGAAGGUCGCCGGGUCACUUCUGUGCAGGGAGAUGGUCUGAUCAUCUCUACACCGACAGGCAGCACAGCGUACGCAGUGGCGGCGGGCGCUUCCAUGAUCCAUCCCAGCGUGCCUUGCAUUUUGCUCACCCCGAUCUGUCCGCACUCUCUCUCUUUCCGACCCAUCGUGGUGCCGGCAGGGGUCGAGAUUAAGGUGAUGCUCAGUCCUGAGGCACGCGGCACAGCCAUGGUGUCAUUUGACGGCCGCGACAGACAGGAGAUGCACCAGGGAGACAGCCUCCGCAUCACGACAGCAGCCUACCCCGUGCCUUCCAUCUGCGCCGUGGACCAGAUCGAGGACUGGUUUGACGGUCUGGCCGUCUGCCUCAACUGGAACAUCCGGCGGCAGCAGAGGCCGCUCAUGUCCACCUCCAGCCUCACCUCCAUCGACUCGGCCGACUCGGACGCAAUGACCUCCUCCCAGCAUUCCCAGCUCAACGGGCAGUCGGACAAGUCCAGUAGUCGCUCGCUGACCGGUGGAAACGGCUCAUGAAGGAUUGUUGAGGAGUAGAUGAUAAUAAUGAUAAUAAUUAUGAAAAUAUUGUUAAGGAGUAGAUGAUAAUAAUGAUAAUAAUGAUGAAAAUAUUGGUAAGGAGUAGAUGAUAAUAAUUAUGAAAAUG